Molecule: messenger RNA, 1276 nt
Organism: Octopus sinensis (East Asian common octopus)
Lineage: Eukaryota; Metazoa; Mollusca; Cephalopoda; Octopoda; Octopodidae
Product: ganglioside GM2 activator
Exons: 4
Coding region: 494-1096 (200 amino acids)
Biological process (GO): ganglioside catabolic process; lipid transport
Cellular component (GO): cytoplasmic side of plasma membrane
Molecular function (GO): enzyme activator activity; lipid carrier activity
Source: RefSeq, a predicted model, not a curated record
GCAGGCGCCAAUUUUAGAAUCAGGCAUUACCUUUGGGACACGCUGUACACGGAUAUACAUCCACACAUACGUAUAGAUGUGUGUGUGUGUGUGCAUGUGUGAUUGAGUGCGUAGAGUAACACCUAUCUACACACCCAUAUACACACACACAUACGCGCACAACAACACCAACAAUGAUGACCUUUUAGCUCAUAUAUAAUUAGUGUAAUUUUUGGUAAUAAGACACUUUUACUGGCAACAGAUGGUCAGGAACAUCUACUGAUAAACACUACUGUCUCUCUAUCUCUACCUCUCUCUAUCUGUAGCUAUCUAUCUCCCUCUAUACACAUUUGUAUAUAAAUUGAUAUAUAUAUAUAUCACAUUCAGUAUUUGUGACGGCAACACCGGCAACAGUCAUUUGAAGAGAUUUCCCCAAUCAGAAACUCUUAUACAUACAAAAACAGACAAAGAAUAAACAAACACAUCGAAAAGAGAAACAACAAACACAGUGGCCAUGUACGUUGUCCAGUUACUUUGUAUGUUUUGUGCGGUCUGUGUUUGUUUAUCCAGAGAUGUUCAGUUUGAAUGGUCUUACUGUAAUGGAAAAUCUAAAGUGAUAAAAAUAAAAAAUCUAAAAAUAUGGCCGACCCCACUGAAAUCGCCAGGUAAAUUUUAUGUCGAUAUUGAUGAAGAAACCACUCAGACAUUGAACUCCUCCAGAAUUGAGAUAAAAGUAAAGAAACUGGGCUUUAUUGACUUACCUGUUCCCUGCAUCACCAAUUUUGGCUCCUGUACCUACCCGGAUAGUUGCACAGUUCUGAACGAAAUGGAGAAAUAUGAUUAUGGUGGGCUGAUGGGGCCAAUUUCUCAGACUAUAAAGAAAAUGUUCGAUAAUAACGGAGUUGUCCAUAAAUGUCCGGUUCCUCCUCAAAAAUUCUCGGUGAAACAAGCUGAAUUCUCAUUACCAAAAACGUCAAGAAUAAUGAAACGGUUUUUAAAAGGAAAUUUUGAAGCCCAAGUAAGAAUGAUAGACAACGGAAACAAAGCAGAAUUCUUUUGUAUGAAAUUCAGGAUAUCAGUGGACACCGGUUGCACUGGAUGGUUCUGUUUUCGAUGACGUCGACCCACUAAGAAUUGAUUAGAAUUGUGCAAUGAGUAUUACUCGAGCAUUCUCAUGGAAAAUGUUCAUUUUUGCAGAUUUAUUUCUAAAAAAAUUAUAAAUAACAAAUUAGCUCUUUAUUUAAUUAGAACCCAAGAAUCUUUUGUUGAAUUGUAUAAAAAAAUGUUCUUUAGCCGA